GGCGGCCGAUCCUGCGUCAUGGCUGGCACAUAGCAGUUCGUAAGAUUCCAAGGCCUCCCACACCUUUUGCUCCUUCCUUUUCUCUAUGCCGUGCUGUUCAUCUCUCUCUCUCUCUCUCUCUCCUCUUCCCUCAGAGUUUCACCAAUGUCAGCUCGUCCCUUGCGUAUGGUGUCCUCCUCAUCCCUCCACCAGAUGCCAAAAAUGUCGCUCAUCCAUCUGAUGACAUGGCUGUUACUCACGAUCGGCUCAUUAUUACUCGGGGUAUCAGCACAAACAACGACGACCAAGGCAAGCAGCGCCGCAACUUCAACUUCGUCGUCCACGGGGAUUGCGACACAUACGAUUCAGGUCGGACCGAGGAGUGACCCUCAUCAGUAUGUACCGUCUAGUGUCAAUGCAUCGGUCGGCGAUGUGAUUGUCUUUGAAUUCUAUCCGAGGAAUCAUUCGGUGGUCAAAGCCGACUACGAUGCGCCGUGCCUACCGGCCCAAACAGGGGCCAUGUUCUACUCGGGUCAUUUCGAGAAGUUCAAUGAAGAGAAUGGACAGUUGAUAGGACCGCCACCCACCUGGUCGCUGGUCGUGAAUGACACCAAGCCCACGUUCUUCUAUUGUACUGCCAUUGGUUCAUGCAACAAAAACGGAAUGGUCGGCGUGAUAAAUCCGACCGAAAACAUGACCUGGAAGCAUCAGCACGAUAAAGCAUUAAAAUCGCCCUAUCAGCUUGAACCAUGGGAGCAUGUACCUGCCGAAGGUGAAACCCCGGGCUCCACAUCGACCUCUACCCCAUCCGCAGGUUCUUCGUCCGGGAGUCACCUCAGCCCUGGUGCCAUCGCGGGCAUUGUGAUCGGCGGAGUUGCAUUUGUCGGACUUCUCGUGGCGCUAUUCUUUGUCAUGGGCCGAAACCAGGUAUACAAGAAAUGGAUGACGUCGCAGGAUGGAACCACUGAGCGGACCGCCCGUUGGGCUCUGUUCAACAGCCAUGGGGGCGAUCGCAAGAGUGACUGGGAUAACACGCAACCACCAGGUGACCAGCCAACCUACAUGCCGAGCCCGGAUCCCACUCAGCGCACAUUCUCGUCCCCACCAGGGCAGUAUGGCUGGGACCAGUCUAUGUUCCAGCCCAUGCCGCAGUCACCCCCACUAAGGAAUAUGGCUCCCACGGAGCUGGAGGCCCCGGAACCGGUAAACCCUUAUCGAGGCGACGGCAGGUAACGGGGCGAUGCUGUAAUUAUGGCUGUGCGGCUGUGGAGUUAGGAUCUAUGUUUAUUUGGUACGAAGCGCAUCAGUCGGGGCGAAUAUUUUGGCAUACGGGUUCUUAUUUGGUUGAUAUCCUGUUCUUUCUAUUAUGUUGAUACCGGUCAUAGUAUCUGCGGCGAAGCAUGAUAGAC
Molecule: messenger RNA, 1388 nt
Organism: Aspergillus alliaceus
Lineage: Eukaryota; Fungi; Ascomycota; Eurotiomycetes; Eurotiales; Aspergillaceae
Product: cupredoxin domain-containing protein
Exons: 4
Coding region: 145-1212 (355 amino acids)
Source: RefSeq, a predicted model, not a curated record